Molecule: messenger RNA, 4205 nt
Organism: Centropristis striata (black sea bass)
Lineage: Eukaryota; Metazoa; Chordata; Actinopteri; Perciformes; Serranidae
Gene: brdt
Product: bromodomain, testis-specific
Exons: 20
Coding region: 451-3399 (982 amino acids)
Biological process (GO): positive regulation of transcription elongation by RNA polymerase II; chromatin remodeling
Cellular component (GO): nucleus; chromatin
Source: RefSeq, a predicted model, not a curated record
GGGACACUUAGAAGAGUGAUAUUAUUUACAGGAGAGUUGGUGAUUUUGCACAGAUCAGCCAGUGGUCUAAUAACCGAUCAUCAGGAUGUUUCCAUUACACCGAAUUUCCAUUUUCUUUGGAACAAUUUAAAGUGUUUGCCAAAUGCUUUAAAACCCCAUGGAGCUACAUAUUUGCAGGAAACACAAUGGGUUGUAUUUAUGCAUGAAGGAAAAUGUUCCAGGCGCCUUUUCUCUUAGUAACAAAGUGUAACACUUUGGUCUUUUGACCAAUCAGUUUAGAGCCUUGAGCAGACGGUAUAAAUUAGAGGCGGUUGCCGUGGAGACGCCUGACACUGAAGAGUUGAACGCAAGAACCCGUGAUAUUUCGUAAGGAAAAACGUGUGAUGAAAACUACAUUGAAGCAAAGCAUACCACAAACUCUCUCCCCCUCCAUGGCCUUUGGACAGCGCGAUGUCUGAUGUGAAAGUCUGUCCCACUGUGAGCGGAAAUCCCCCUCCGCCAGAGGUCAUAAAUCCCAAGAGCCCUGGACGUGUAACCAAUCAGCUACAGUACCUGGAGAAGGUGGUGAUCAAAGCUUUAUGGAGGCAUAACUUUUCAUGGCCCUUUCACCAGCCAGUUGAUGCAGUGGCACUGUGUCUCCCAGAUUAUUAUACAAUUAUUACAAAGCCUAUGGAUCUGAGUACUAUUAAGAAGCGUCUUCAGAACAACUACUACUGGCAAGCGCUUGAUUGUAUACAAGACUUCAACACCAUGUUCACCAACUGCUAUGUGUACAAUCGGCCUUCAGAUGACAUUGUUUUUAUGGCACAGACCCUGGAGAAGCUUUUUUUGCAGAAAUUAUCACAAAUGCCUAAGGAAGAGUAUGAAGUUACAGCAAUCGCAACAAAAGAACCAGUGAAAGGGAGAAACACCAAUACAGGUGCAAUAAAGCAGAGAUCCCUUGUGUCAGAAGUUGUUCUCCAGCAAACUGUGACGGUCAUUCCACCUGAUGUGCCUCAAUUCAUGCCACCCAUUGUGCUCUCUGCACAAAUUGAUGAAACACUUAAAAAAGGUUUCAAGAGGAAAGCAGAGCCCACAACAUCCACCAUCUCCAUCAGCAGCAGUGAGGUGUCACAUGCUGAGGAUCGCUCAGCACCCUGCACCUUAUUCUCCAGGAAAAGGCCCAUCAAACCUCCAAAGAAAGACCUGCCUGCCUUUGAGUGCAAGAAGGUCAGACUGUCUGAGCAGCUCCGGUGCUGUAAUGACAUCCUAAAGGAGAUGCUGUCGAGGAGACACUACGCAUACGCAUGGCCCUUUCAUACCCCCGUUGACUCGGUUGCUUUGUGCCUGCACGACUACCAUGACAUCAUCAAGCAGCCUAUGGACCUGGGCACCAUCAAGAACAAAAUGGAUCAUCGAGAGUAUGCAAACGCAAAGGAUUUUGCCGCUGAUGUCCGACUGAUGUUCUCCAACUGUUACAAAUAUAAUCCGCCUUCGCAUGAGGUCGUCUACAUGGCAAGAAAACUGCAGUGUUUGUAUCCGCAGGAGAUUUUUGAGGCCCGAUAUUUGAAGGUUCCUCAAGAUGCAGAGAGCUGUUCCAUACCUCAUCAGCGAACUGAAAAGGGACAGGGAGACGGAGUCACAAGUGCGUCAACAUCACCAAGUUCUGAAAGCGAAAGCUCCUCAGAGACAGCGAGUCCAUCAGAAGAGGUGGCCACGCAGCUGGCCAAUCUACAGGAGCGGUUGAAAGCUGUCAGUGAUCAGCUGAAGAGACUUACCCAAGAGCCCCUGAUGAAACCGAAGAAGAAAGCCAAAUUGAAAAAGGAAAAAAGAGCCAAAGAAAAGGACAUUGCCAGACUAAAGCACAAAUCCUCCAAAUACAAAUCUAUUGUAGAAAAAAUGACCAACCGCAAGAGCUCUACUGUGCAUGGCAGCAGACACAAUAUUCAUGGAGUACCUUUAAAAUGUGAGGAUGAGGUCCCAUCAAAACCAGUGACUUACCAGGAGAAGAAGCAGUUGAAAUCUGACAUCGACAAGCUUCCCGGCGACAAACUGGGCAAGCUGGUGAACAUCAUUCAUGCCAGGGAGUCCUGUCUGCGGGAUUCUACUCUAGAGGAGAUUGAGGUGGACUUUGAUUUGCUCAAGCCUUCCACACUCCGAGCUCUGCAGAGGUUCGUUGCUGUAUGCCUGAGGAAAUGCAACAAGAAUAUUAACAAAAAAAAGCUGCUGAAGCCCACAGGAGGAGUACAGACUGGGAAAGUAAAGAAUGCUGGGAUAGCUCAAGUUGCCAGUAAAGAGCAGCACUUGAUAAAGAAAAAAAAGCCACCAGCUAAAGUCAUGGCAGCUCCUGACCUCAACUUCCUUCCACGGCUUAGUGCAAGCAGCAGCAGCUCGUCCAGCUCUGACAGCAGCAGCAGUACUACUCAUUCUAGCUCUUCUGAUAGCAGUGACUCUGAAUCAGUGCCAAAAGCAAAGAAGCCAAAAAAUAAAGACUCUUGCCAAAAGGUUAAGACGAAGUCUAAGGUGAACCGUGCUGCCUGUGCCAAGCGGAUAUCGGAGACAAAGGAUUUGACAAAAGCCUCAGUUAAGACCUGUCAGCCUCCUCCUGCUGUGCAGUCCGCUGUAGCAGAAACCAAAGGCCAGCCAGCACCCUGUAACACAGACCAGACCUGUGAUGAGCUGACUCUAUCACCUCCAGAUUUGUCUGCCCUUUUAUCCCCCAUGGCAUCUCCAGGAGAGCUAAUGGACUGGGCUGCCCCCAGAUUCGAGCCAGGUCCAGUGCUGUCCCCUCUGAGAGACAGCCCACUGCCACCCAAAGAAGAGACCAGGUCCAAUUUCAGAUACCCUGAGGGUUUUCCUGAAGGUCAAGUGAUUAAUGUGCCUUACACACUAAACACAGCAAGUAGACCUGCUGAGGAGGACAAAGUCCAAAUCCCUAAAAAGGACAUUGUUCUGAAAAAUGCUGAGUCCUGGGCAAAACUGGUGAGGCAAUCAGUCACUGCAGCUACAAUCAAAUCCUCAAAGGAGAGUUUCCAGCAGUUCCGUAAGGCUGCCAUAGAAAAGGAACGGGAAAAGGCUCAGAAGAAGAAACCGAUCGAUGAGCCCAAGGAGACGGAGGCCCCUGAAAAGAGCAGCUUACCAGACUUGUGUAAAGCAGAAACAAACCCACAACCUAUCAAUGAGGAUCCUGAGUCACCAGAGACCAUUUGCACAGAAGCAGGCUCUCCUCAAGAUAUUGAGCCACAACAGCCAAACUCUCCCACAGCAGCACCACCUCUAACCACACAGUCCUCGCUGGAUAGGGAAAGAGAGAUGGCCCGCAAAAAGGAGCAGGAACGACGCAGGCGAGAGGCUAUGUCUGGUAUUGACAUGAGUAUGCAGCGGGACAUCAUGACUACAUUUGAGCUGAACCUGGACUAAAAGGAAACUGGGAUUAACUUGGAAAAAAAGACACAUAUUCAUUGAAUAACUUGAGCUGUUGAUUGUUUCCCUGGCACAAAAGACAACUUCACAUCAACCAUACGUGUUCUUGAGAUGAGAAAAUAAAAAUGUUAAAUGUGAAACAAACAGUAAAAUAUGAAUGGGUCUUGCCAUUACUUUGUAUUUGAAAUUGUAAAUGUCUGCACUGAUGCACUGUUGACUUUGAGAUGAUUGGGGUGACACUGUCAAAUGUCGAACCUGAAUCAAAUUUUUCUUGUGUGUUUUUUCUGUUCUUUUCACGUUUGGAUGAGUCCUCCUUCCAGCAACAUUAAGCUCAUUAAUGCAUCAAUACACUGUAGUUAAAUGUUUAUUAAACUGUGCAGUGAUGUUAAGUUCUUCUGUUGAGUUAUCCCAUUUGAUGAACCCUUACCACCAUAUUUCAGUUCAUCCUGACUUAAAUGUAGACACUGGUUUAUAUGUUUUGUUUUUUUUGAGAAGGCAUUCUUGCACAAAACAUACUUUAAAAUUUUGACCAAAGGUUGGUAGGUCCUUGUUAAGGUUUCCAAUGUGGAAUAGACGUAGAUAGUCUCCAUUCCUCGUUGGUUGUCUACUUGAAAUGCCAUGAAUGUGUUAACUGUACACGCACUGCACUUUGUUGUUCAUACAGUUCUGCCUGUUCCAAAGUUGCUUGAGGAGAUUAUCAACAUGUUCUGUAUGUUACAGUUUGAAUAUGCUAAAUAAAUAAGAAUUUCUUUUGUUUUUCUUUUUUUUUUUACUCAAAAAAUAAAGCUAUUUUCACUAAACAA